Messenger RNA from Blepharisma stoltei, 3489 nucleotides. NCBI's taxonomy places the organism in Eukaryota, Ciliophora, Heterotrichea, Heterotrichida, Blepharismidae. The record is from the annotation of a GenBank genome assembly.
AUGUCUAAUUCAAGUAGAGGCGAGAUCUCCCCGUCUUUAAUUUUUCAUCAUAGGCCCGCAACUUAUGGAUUUUUAGGCCAUGAAAGUCACGAAGACCCCGCAAUUCCGAUAAACCCAAACAUGCUAAAUUUUCUGAGUCCAUUGAUGGAAGAAAAAUUUAUCAAAGGUAUUUAUUGUGACAGAAAAGACAGCAAAAUGAUGUCCUUAGAGUUCAGAAACCAUUAACAUUAUUAACAUUAUUACAGGUGGCGUCUGCCUUAUUGGUUACGCAGUCACCAAGGACCUUCCCAUACGGGAGGUUCAUCCGCUUUGCGCCGUCUUCAGCUUCGCCUUGAUUGAAUUUGGACAAUGCUUCGCCGGGCAAGUGGUCGGCUCUGACACUGCCUUUCUUCUCCUUCAGCGCCUGAUGCCAUGGCACUUCUGAAGUAUGGGGUUUUGCUUCGUACGUCUCCUCCUUCCCUUGUCGGGCCCAGUGUUGAGUGGGCGGACACUGGACUUCUGCGGCUGCUGCAUGGGUGAACGAGGUUGGCCAUCAAAAAAUUCCAAAAAAUGGAAUUUCUGUUCGACCUCUCGGCAAAAAGGAAAAGUCUAGAUCCGGGACGUAACGCCCGGUUCCACGCUAGGCAGUUGCCCGAUUGGUCUGGGUAUUACCUACAGACUUAGCUGGGCUUGCCCUUUCCAAACCUAAACCCUCCUUUCCCUCGAGGUAAAACCCAACCCUGAAAUCGGACUGAGGGCUAGCUCUGUACAUUACCAGAAUUGCUUAUCUAGCAUUGCUGUCCAUUUCUAGAUUGGUAAAACCUUGCCGGAUAUAAUUAAAAUAUGUGCUCGGAAGUUGCAUGGCCGGAGGCUAUGCUAGGCGGAGACACCAUAUUUUAAUUAUCUAGAGUUCAGAAACCAGCUGAUGGUGUUUUAUAUUUAUUUGACACUGUACAUUACAAUUUUAGUUGCUUUUUCUAUUCUACUGAAUUCUGAGGGCAAAAUUUCUGACUCACAUUUGACAUUUCACCUUGUUUAUUUAACAACAAUUUUGGCUAUUUCAUAUCUUGCUUUAUACUCCUUCCAUAGAAGUCCUUAUUGCCUCUAUCACUGCCGCUUCAUUUUAGUAGCAGUUGGAGUUCUGUUUUUAAUUUAUUUAAUCAUUGGCGAUGAAAGAGUUUUAACUGGCCUCAUUUCAGAAAGCUAUAAGCCUAGUCAAAUCCCAAAUACUAUUGGAGUUGUAUGUUGGAUUGUGAUGAUGCGAAACAUUUUAUAUGACAGUUUUUAUUUAAUAGCCAUAUUGUCUAUUACGAGUGUACUUUUAUUUUUAUCUUUUUCCCUUGGAUACUCUCCAUUAAGCCAUUACUCAGUUUUAGCUGAAUGCUUAAUUAUGGUUUUAUUUUUGGGCUUGCAAGUGAUAGAAGCCCACAAAUACGAUUACAGAUCAAGGCAGUUAUUUUACAGAUCAGAGUGUGAGAAAGAAAAUUUUGACAUUCCAGAAAUUGAUGUUGAUAUGCAAGAUGUGGUAAAGUCAGAAAUUGAGCAUCUAGUAAGCUCGUGCGACUCGAUAAAAAAUGAUAUUAAAUAUGGGUACUCUGUUGUUAUGUUCGCUGAUGUUAAAAAUAGGCUUAAAAAUGCAAGCAUUGAAGUAGAAAAAAUCAAAAGAAGAAUCGCCCAUGGGCACUACUAUAAAGAAAUCCGAUUUAAAGAGCCUGAAGCAAUUGAUGAAGAAGAUAAAGCAUUUAUCAAUCAAAAUUACAUGGAGAUUAAGCAUGAAAAUGAAGUUUUUGAAAGGUCAGCAACCAAAAAGUUUACCCUUACCGAAGAAAAUGCGAAAAAUAAAAAAGCAUUUCCUUUCAGCAAUUAUGGAACUUCUAAGCUUGAAAGUGUUUUGGCAACACUAGGUAGAAACUGAAACUUUGAUAUUUGAUUUAUAUAUAAUGCUACUGGAAGUAGCGUUUUUGUAAUCGCCAAAUAUCUCUUAAAAAAAUGAAAACUAAAUGAAACCUUUAGCAUUGCUGAAAAUAUAAGUGAUUUGUAUUUCAAAGAAAUGGAAUCGAGCUAUAAAAAUAACCCAUAUCAUAAUGCCUGCCAUGCUGCUGAUGUAUGCCACUCGCUUCUGUUCUUUUAUCAUCAAACUACUCUUCACGCUUAUCUCUCAGCACUAGAUAUGCUAUCUUCUAUAAUUGCUGCGUUAGGCCAUGAUGUUGGCCAUCCAGCUGUGACAAACCGUUAUUUAAUAAAUAAUAAAGAUGAGUUAGCUUUUCAGUACAAUGACCAAAGUGUUUUAGAAAACAUGCAUUGCUCAACCACAUUCACUAUGAUGCAGAAACAAAACUGCAAUAUUUUAGCUGGAUUAGUAAGUGCUGACUGGUUCAAGGCUCGAAAACUCAUCAUAGAAAUGAUAUUAGAAACAGAUAUGUCUAAACAUUUUGAAAUUCUUGGAAGAUUUAAGACGAGAGCUGUUAAUUUAUCUGACAUUGACAUAGAGAAGUCAGAUGACAAAAUGAUUAUUAUGGCUAUGGGGCUUAAAUGCUCAGAUAUUGGGCAUAGUGCUAAAGCAAAAGAUCUCCAUGAAAAAUGAACACAAUUGGUUUGUGAAGAAUUUUUCAACCAAGGAGACUUUGAAAAACAAAAGCAGCAGCCAGUUUCAAUGUACUGUGAUAGAGAAACAACAAAUAUUCCAAAAAGUCAAGCCGGAUUCAUUAAGAAUAUUUGCUUACUCCCCCCCCAUCCUUGAUCGAACGACUCGCCAUCGUUCGAUCAAGGAUAGGGGUUAAAAAAACUUUUUUUGGGGAAAAAAAAUUUAUAUAUAAAAUAAAAUAUAUAUAUAAAUUGUUUUUUAUUUACUUUUAAAUAAGAGGGUUAAGAGUAUUUAAUAAUUAUUUUUACAGCAAAAAAUUAAAUUAAUUUCAUAAAAUACCAAUUUUUUAUAUUUUAAUUUAUUAGUUACCCCUUUAAACUGUAUAAAUUUUAAUUUGUUACUUAUUAAAUUAAAAUUUGUUUUUUAAAAAUUUUAAAAAAUCUCUAUUUUAUUAGAUUAUUGAGUUUUUUUUUAAAGCCCAUGUUGAUGACUAAAUUACUUUGAAUAGUUGAUUCCGAAGCUUUCUAUCGUCUCAAAGUCUCUGAAAACAACUUCAUUAGGUACAUCUUCCCAAGCUUUUGAUAACUAUUAUAUUUUUAUAUAUAUAAAAAUUGUCAUGAUAUGAAAAUCGUUCGAUCAAGGAUGGGGGUUAAUUUCCCCAAUUUUUAGGAAUUUUUACAGUCAAUCGUUCGAUCAAGAUUGGGGGGGAGUUACCAUUAUUUGAAGUUUGGUGCAAUUAUUUGAAAUCUGACGUAGUAAAUACACUUGUACUUGAGCAAAUGAAGAAGAAUUUAGCAAUGUGGGAAGCUAAAUCAAAGGGAAGGAGAGCCACGCAAAAGUUUUAUUCUGAUGAUACUAAAGGAAGUUCUGAUCUUAUUCGUCAUGUCAGUGCCUCAAAUAUUCAGCUGGAUAAACCGAAAAUAUAA